Molecule: messenger RNA, 1164 nt
Organism: Pungitius pungitius (ninespine stickleback)
Lineage: Eukaryota; Metazoa; Chordata; Actinopteri; Perciformes; Gasterosteidae
Exons: 1
Coding region: 108-1061 (317 amino acids)
Biological process (GO): sensory perception of taste; G protein-coupled receptor signaling pathway
Cellular component (GO): membrane
Molecular function (GO): G protein-coupled receptor activity; bitter taste receptor activity
Source: RefSeq, a predicted model, not a curated record
AUGCAAAUCCCCCUGUUUCAUUAAAUAGUUGGAUAGCCUUACUGGCUUCACAUGUCAGCUUUCUACAGGCGAAGAAGACACCAAAACAGAAAGAACAAAGAUGAAAGAUGGACUUUCAAACUUAUGCCAUACUAAAUGGGCCCGUUAUUAUUCUUAACAUGGUGACUAUUGCAUUUUACAUUUUUUGCAUGGUCCGUCCACUCCACGGAGAAAAGAUCAAGCAGCCUCUGAAGCUUCUCCUGUGGACUUUGAUUGGCUCUACAAUAAUAUACAUUUGGUCAGGUGUUAUGAUGGCCUUCUUUUAUCUGUCAGCUGUCAAAAUCAAGAUCACUCAAAGUUUUUACCUGCUGAUGGUCUGCAGUGUUUUCAACAGCAUGACCUCCUCAGUCUGGCUGAACUUCUUCUACUGCAGCCAGAUUGUACCUGCACACAGUGCUCUCUUCACCUGGAUUAAGAAGAAUGUCAAAUCCAUCAUCUACGUCUUUUGGAUCACUGAAAGGAUUUACACUCUGCUUGACUUUACUUCCGUGUUUUUACACUUAACUGAUUUAAAUGUAUCUUUAAUCAGCAACAAUUUCACAAUGGUUUAUGACAUGCCUGAGAAAGAUUUCUGGAAAGGGUUUAAAGAAAAGAUGUUUUGGAUUGUGUUUUACACAGUGAAGACCCACUUUGUUUUCUGCCUGUGUGUUAUGGUGAUGUCCAGUGGCUCUAUUGUUCUCUACCUGUGUGGACACAUGCGUCGCAUGACAGCAAACGGACAACUUGUGUCCAGUCCCAGGUUUAGGAAUCAGGUGAGAGUCACUGUCACCGGCCUCCUGCAGGGAGCUCUGUAUGUUUUCUCUGCUUCUUGGACUUUUUACAGUCCUUUUUACGAGGAUGGUUUUAGGAACAUUGGUCAAACAAUGAUCAAUUCCAUUGUGAUCAACUUGUACAUGACAGCCACUCUGUUCAACCUGGGAGCUGGUCAGGCUGUAUUCAGGCAGCGAGCAGCACACAUCUGGCUCAGAGGAGCUGAGUGCUUCAAAGCACCUCAAGUACAACAGACUGAUCAAGGAGCAUGAUACUGAAGCUCCAACCAGAGGACCAGGGCUCUGCUGAGAGGAACCAAACACACGCACGAAUCUACAUGGAGGCAAACUGCACCCGACACUUGGAAUAUUAUUG